AUGAUGUCGCAAGCACUUCUCCCGGCCGACCAGGCCAAAAACUCGGCCUUUGAUGGAAUACUGCAUCGCAACUCGAACAAGUCACAAGGAGGCUUCCGCGCCAUGAUGAAUAAGGACAACUCGGCUCAUGUUGCUGCCGUGGAAGAAUACUUUCAGCAUUGGGACGACAAGGCGGCCGAGAACGAGACCGAGGCUGUCAGGCAGGCUCGGACAGACGACUAUGCCAGUUUGACCAGACAAUACUACAACCUGGCUACCGACCUGUACGAGUACGCCUGGGGCGAAUCUUUCCACUUCUGCCGAUUCGCGUUCGGAGAGCCCUUUGCUCAGGCCAUCGCUCGACACGAACACUACCUGGCGAAUCAGAUAGGGAUCAAGCGUGACAUGAAGGUGCUAGACGUGGGCUGCGGCGUGGGAGGCCCUGCCCGUGAAAUGGUCAAGUUCACGGGCUGUCACGUCACUGGCCUCAACCUAAACGAGUACCAAGUCCAGCGCGCGCGGAACUAUGCCGCCAGAGAAGGUCUGGAACACAAAUUGGAAUUUGUCCAGAGCGACUUUAUGGCCAUGCCGUUUCCCGAUAACUCGUUCGACGCGGUCUACGUUAUCGAAGCCACCUGCCAUGCCCCGUCUUUGCAAGGCGUUUAUAGCGAGAUCUUUCGCGUUCUAAAACCCGGUGGCGUCUUUGGCGUCUACGAAUGGCUCAUGACUGACGCAUACAACAACGACGAUCUCGCCCACCGCCGAAUUCGUCUCGACAUCGAGCAAGGCGACGGCAUCGCACAGCUAUUCAAGAUCUCCGACGGCAUUGCCGCCUUAAAGGGCGCUGGUUUUGAGAUGCAGGUCAACCAGGACCUCGCGGCCGACGACGACGGGCCUGCGCCCUGGUACUGGCCCCUGGGCAGCGACUUGAGAUACGCGCAGACGCUGUGGGACGCCCUCACAGUCCUGAGGAUGAACAAGUGGGGAAGGCAAGUUGCGCACGCCUUUUUUGGGUUGCUGGAAGUCGCGCGUAUUGCCCCGGCCGGGACCAGAAAGACCGCCCAGAGUCUCGGGCGGGCGGCCGAUGCCCUGGUUGAAGGAGGGAAGAGGAAACUGUUCACGCCGAUGUACCUGAUGGUGGGCAGGAAGCCUACAUCGCCGUAA
Molecule: messenger RNA, 1143 nt
Organism: Purpureocillium lilacinum
Lineage: Eukaryota; Fungi; Ascomycota; Sordariomycetes; Hypocreales; Ophiocordycipitaceae
Product: delta(24)-sterol C-methyltransferase
Biological process (GO): ergosterol biosynthetic process
Cellular component (GO): endoplasmic reticulum
Molecular function (GO): sterol 24-C-methyltransferase activity
Source: RefSeq, a predicted model, not a curated record